This is a messenger RNA of Caenorhabditis auriculariae, 4071 nucleotides long. The record is from the annotation of a GenBank genome assembly. NCBI's taxonomy places the organism in Eukaryota, Metazoa, Nematoda, Chromadorea, Rhabditida, Rhabditidae.
AUGUUGUUUUUAACGGUAUUCCUCGGCUUAUGGGGCUAUGUCUAUUCAGCUAUUAUUGGUGGGUUGGAGAAUUUAUAUUCAUUUUCCGCUUACCGCCAGCUUUUUAUCAAGGAAUGAAAAAAUGUGUAUUGAUUUGUAAUCCUUUUUCAUAAGGAUUUUUUUCAAGAAAGCGUUCUUUUUUUUAUUACUAAAAUAUUUUACCUAAGCUUGGGACAUUUUUUUCUUCUAAACUUAUUUUUUUAGAUCAAUGUUUCAGUUUGGUAGAUUUCACAUCAAAGAUCUUAUAAUAUUCGGUCAACUUCCUAAUUUUCAAACACUAUCUUUUAAGAGAAAAAGAUCCUAGAAGGCUGGGGAAAAAAGUAAAACUCUGGGAAAACUAUUUCGAUUUUCAUUUUUAUAAAAUUUUACGUAUGGUCAGUGAUUAUUAGAAAUAUCCAUCCUGUUAUUAGAUUUUGAAAAUAAACUUUUAGGAGAGCCGAAGAUUCAAUGUUCCUCAAUAGGAGUUACGGUCCUCAUCGAACACGACAAGCCAUUUACCGGUGCUCUUUAUUUAAGGUAAUUGAUAAAUCGAAAUAUUUACAUCGGUUUGAAUUUUCAGAGGUAACAAAGAGAAACAGUCAUGUAAGGCAGACUUCUCGAAAAAUCCAGCAAUGAACAUUUCCUACGAGUUUCCUUUCGACAGUUGUCCUAGCAGAAGAAAGCGCCAGGUCAGUGAAAAAAUUUAACUUAUUUGAAAAAAAGGUCUAUGGAAAAAAAAAACACCGAUCAACGAGAAGAAAACUUUGUAGAACAGAAAAGAUUCGUUUCAGACAAGUCCCCUGGUAUAUUUCUUUUUCUUUCUGAAAAUUCAUAAUUUCUAUUUUUUUCUGUUUGUGUUUUGGUUAUAAACUUAAUAUAUAGUCCAUAUGGAACAUUAAAAAAACUCGGAAUUUAUUGGUGGGGAAAGGAUUUGGUGAAAAGUUCCGAUACGAAAGAAAUCCUAAAUGCUUUAAAAUUUCGCUAAUUCGUUUCAUCAAACAAGUGAAGAUCUAAUUUGAAUAAUUUUUUUUCUUGAAAUCAUAAUUUUUAGGUUCUUCCUAGCUCCUUUUUUUCUCAUUUUUUCAAGAGGAAAGAUGUUUUUUUGUCGGCUCUUUAUUUUUUUCUUGACCUUCUUAUAUUUCUACAAAUAAUUUCUCUUUUUGAAAAGUACUUUACGGAUUAAAAAGUCACGAAAAAGGCGCUUUCAAUGAAUUUCCAUUCAAAAAUAUCCUACUCACGUAAUUUUGAAUUUUACCCGUGUUGUAAGGCCUAAUAGGUUUUUUUAAGAGCAGAUUAUUUUUAAAAUAAACACUUUUUGAUCCAGCAUAUAUUUUUUAGCUGGCUCCCUCACGAGGAAUGAUGAUGUCUUCAGUGUUGGUCGUGUCUCAUCACGGCCUCAUAAUCACUCACAAGGACGUCGCCUACCAAAUCGACUGUUUUUAUAAAGAAGAACGCAGUCAGGUCGACGCCAGCUUGAACGUCAGGUUCGUUGUGCUAUUAAAAAGAAGAAGAAAAAAACUGAAAUUUUUCAUCUUUAUAAAAAAAAAUGAUUGAAGUUUUUUCGAACAGCUUUCCAUACUGUAAACUGCGGUGAUAAGGAGAGAAAAUAUGUAUUUUUUCCGGCUUUCAAUCUCGCUAGAGAACUGUUCAGCGAAGAAAUUCGCCGAGUAAGUUUCCAAAAAUCUUUUUAUGAGUUUCACGUUGGAAUGCCCUGGUACGUAUAAAAAGAAAUUGUGUUCCGAGUCGAACCAAAUUAACAUCGCUUCGAGACCUUUUUUACCGUUUUGUAGAACAAAGGCGCAAAAAAUCUGUGUUUACGGUAGGUUUUUUUUUGCUUUUCGUGUUCAAAAAGCGGCCACCGUCUCGCGCGGUACACUUUGUACUGGAAAAAUAAGAAUAAAAAACUCACCUCGAUAGAAAUCGAAAAUCGGACUCAUUAAAAAACCAGCUUUAUUUUGCUCUAACUGACCACAGAUCAAUAUUGAUCUUAUCUUCUUAAUCAAAUUUCCCUUAUUGAUUAUGAUUUUCGCUCCUAAGUUUAGUUUUUGGGUAUAUUUUUAAUAAUGUUUUAAAUCAAUGCACGAAGAAAGCAUUGACAAUGGGUCGAAACAAGCGAAAAAGUUUCGCGAAUAGCUUUUCGGAAAAAAAAAUUCGUAUUCUAUUUCUCAAUUCAUGUUUCAAUACUCUAUUGUUGAUAAUCCUUAAUUGUCUUUUUUAUUCGGAAAUCUUUGAAAAUCCAUCAGUUUUCCGAAUUCGUUCAGGUAAAGCUAUAACUUUUUGAACUUUUUGCUUAAUGCCGUGUUCAAAGUAUACUCCUCGACGUAAAAAUGAGCAUCGAGGAGUGAAAAAGAUAUUCAAAAUUAUAGUGUGUUAAAAUUGAUUCCGCGAGAUCCAAAAUAGCCGUCAGAGGAAGGAAAAGUUAACUAAAUUUUUUAGAGUCAAAGAUAAUUUUCAUCUUCCCAGGAUCACUUUGAACACGAAAAAGAUACCACAGAAUGCGAAAUUUGCGCAAAAAAAAAAAAGCUUGUUUACAGUACUCCGCCGCCGCAUAUCCUGGCAGAUCAGCCAGCUCUGCCAAAGUGCGACUAUCGCUUGGAACUUGCGUCAAUCAGCUCGAAUCAAGGCAAAUUUCUUCACAGUUCCAAAUAGAUUUUGAGAGAAUAACCAUUGAAAGGAAUAUUCAAUUCUCCUUUCUAAUAGAACCAUUAAAUUUUGUUUUGAUUCAAAAUGCUGCCUUUUAGGGGGUGUCGCUUCGGCCGUCACUUCCACGGCCAGCGUCUCCUUUGCCCAACUCGGAGAAUCGGUCGUUCACGUCUGGAGUUGCGACGGAAACGCUCCGACGGAUGUUUAUUGCAUGCAGGUAGGAAGAAAUUCGGGACACAGCUUUUCGGACCUCGAUAACGCAAAUCGGACGUUUCUGAGCUUUUUUAGGGAUCACUUCAGUGCCGGAACUCUUAGGUGAUAACUAGAGAUAUUCAGAAACGUCCGCGGCGUGUCUGUUUUCGUUACCGAGGUCAAAGAAGUUGAAUGUUUUCUUUAAUAGAAAAAAAAAAUUAAUAUUAAGGUUCACAACUGCAUGGCCAACGAUGGACAGGGUAAUCAAGUUCAAGUCGUCGAUGAGAAAGGGUAAGCGCUCAGAAAUUUUUUUUCUGUGAUUUAUUUUGUUUUCCUCAGAGACUUUAAAGAGAAAGUAGGUAUCUGUAACGACUUCCCUCUACGUCUGCCAUUAAUCAAUAUAUGUUUUUUUAGUAAAUUAAGAACUCUCUUUUAUACUUUAUCAUGGCUGCGCUUAAAAGUUUGAAAAGAAAAAAAUGUGAGCAGUAUAUAAUGUUACAACACCUACUUUUCUGAUUAUUUUGAGCUGAAGCAAAAAAAUCCACUGCUUUUUGGCCAUGACUUUAAUCGAUCCUCAAUUUGGAACUGGAAAGGAGUAAGAAAACUUAUGCUUUCUGUUACUUGGAAUUUUGAAGUUUUUGCUUCCUUACUCCUUCUACAUACCUGCCAGAAGCUUGCUGGAAGAUAAGCAGAGGUAAAUAUUUCUGGAAAUCUUCCAAAGACCUUCUCAAGACCUUCUUGCUUUCCAUUUCCAGAUUACCUUCCCCAGAUUCGCCUGAGUAAAAAUAAUUUGAAUUCAGAUGCUCGAUGGACGGAGAGCUUCUGUCGCCCAUCAGAUACACGAGUCCCCUUCGCGCCGUCGCGACAUCACAAGUCUUCAAAUUCGCCGAUCGCAGCUCGGUCUACUUCAAAUGUGACGUCAGGUUGCUCGAUAAAUCGCCUGCCGAUGAGUGUCCGGUGAGUUUCAAGAGUACUAUGAAAACGAACUCUAGCCAUUUUCAGCUGCCGACGUGCUCCAACAAGACGAAACGAGCCGUCCGACACAGUUUCCGAGUGGCUAGAGACCUUCCCGUCGCCGCUCCAGAACUCGUAGUCGAACCUCGGGCCGCCUUCGAACAUCUCCUCGACACCGUUGUUCUACUUCCCGAUCCCCUCAUCAAAUCGGCCAUUCAGCCCAUGUAUCUCUCUGUUCUUCUGUCAUUGUUGUUCUUGUUGUAA